Talaromyces stipitatus ATCC 10500 is the source of this 1149-nucleotide messenger RNA. RefSeq lists its product as uncharacterized. The record is from RefSeq and is a predicted model, not a curated record. NCBI's taxonomy places the organism in Eukaryota, Fungi, Ascomycota, Eurotiomycetes, Eurotiales, Trichocomaceae. Bases 1 to 1149 code for a protein of 382 amino acids. The transcript has 2 exons.
AUGGCGGACAUAGCUGAGACUGUUAGUCAACCCCAAGACAGCGACAAGCCAUCAGAAUCGAAGAGCUCCGAAAGUAUAGCGCAAAAUAUCGCCUCUGCAGCAUUACAAGGAGGAGAAAUACUAGCUGCGCAGCAACAACUAGUAUACAUUCCUCAACAGCAGCAGCAGGUACAGCAGCAGUCCACGCAGGCAACACAGACAAUGACAAUCAUGAACAACCAAUUCGUUCCAGUCUCCACCAGCCCUGUUCAGGUUCCUACUUCGGCGGCAUCUCCAGUCCCCGUCGUACUUCCGCAAGUUCAAAUAUCCGUACAUAGUCAACCAACAGCUGUUAGUGCACCAGGGAGUAUCGUUCAGAAGCAAGCGUCAGUUCUUAAGGAAGAGAAGAAAAACGAUGCAGUGAACAAGCUCGAAAAACCUGAAUUAUCAUCCGCACAGAUCGCUGCCGUAAAACCCCACGACCCGAAGAAGCCCCUGACUACAUCUACGCAAUUACAAACUAACGCGAACACGAACCCAAAUACGGCUACAAUGCAGAGCAGAGAUCGAGGGUGCGGACUCUGCACUGCAAUCAAGAAAUUAUUUCAGGGAAUGACAGAGGCCGAAAACAACGACAACAAGAAGGAUGACAACCAGACCAAUACGGCGAACAAUGGUACUCAAGACAACAACACGGGCGGUCAGUCACUGGGGAAUAAUACAAUGAAAAUGGUCAUGCAAGCCGUGAUGCCGGCCCCAGGUCCCGCUGCUCAGAAUACGACUUCCUACUCAAGUCCUCUUACGGCAAACGAUAAUAAUACAACAACCAAUGCUUCGAAUGACCAAGGAGUCAACGCUAUCGCCACAAACAUGACGAUACCGAAUACGGUACAGGUGUCUUCCGGAGACACUUCAGCGUCUCCUAACUUGUUUUACAUGAUCCCCAGCUCAGGACAGCCGCAAACAGAAUAUCUGAUGACGGUACAGCAACCGCUGACGGUUGUGGGCUCUCCUCAGGUGGCGGUGGUUCCUGCGGUUGAUUCGGAGGUCACAACUAAUCAAGCUAUUAUGGAUGGAACUAAUAUGGAUAGUGGUGGGUUUAAUGAGGAAGAAGAAGGAUAUCUAGUUGACGAUGAGGAUGACGAUGGCACGAACGAUUAUGUGGAUUAG